This is a messenger RNA of Syzygium oleosum, 867 nucleotides long. RefSeq lists its product as uncharacterized. The record is from RefSeq and is a predicted model, not a curated record. Bases 5 to 559 code for a protein of 184 amino acids. The transcript has 5 exons. Gene Ontology annotation, biological process: intracellular protein transport; intra-Golgi vesicle-mediated transport; retrograde vesicle-mediated transport, Golgi to endoplasmic reticulum. NCBI's taxonomy places the organism in Eukaryota, Viridiplantae, Streptophyta, Magnoliopsida, Myrtales, Myrtaceae. Gene Ontology annotation, cellular component: COPI vesicle coat.
GUCCAUGGUGGCGGUGCAGCGGCAACUUCGAUCGAGCUCUCUCUUCUUUCACCGGACACACCAAAAGUUCAGGGAAGAACGAGAAAGAGAGAAGAAAAAACGUUGGUGGGAAGCCAUGAUUCUCGCGGUUCUCUUCGCUAACUCGGAAGGAAACAUCCUCGUCGAAAGGUUCAAUGGAGUUCCGGCCGAAGAACGGCUCCACUGGCGAUCAUUCUUGGUUAAGCUGGGAGCCGAAAACCUUAAAGGUGCAAAAAAUGAAGAGCUCCUUGUUGCUUGCCACAAGUCUGUCUAUAUCGUAUAUACAGUGCUUGGGGAUGUCAGCAUCUAUACUGUGGGCAAGGAUGAAUAUGAUGAGCUAGCCUUGUCGGAAGUGAUCUUCGUUAUAACAUCAGCUGUUAAAGAUGUAUGUGGGAAGCCUCCAACUGAGCGCCUUUUCCUCGAUAAGUAUGGAAAGAUAUGUUUAUGCCUGGAUGAAAUUGUUUGGAAGGGUUACCUGGAGAACACAGACAAAGAAAGAAUCAAAAGGCUAAUACGCUUAAAACCUCCAGUGGAUUUUUGAGUCGAGUCUGCUUCUAAUUGAUUGAAGACACUGAAGUUUCUCACCUAUGGAUGUUCUCGAUGGUGUUACCAGUGUCUUAAAACACAGGGAUUUCCCUAGAACGAUUUGGGAUCUUGAUCGAGCGAUGUUGUGUUUGAUUCUUUAUCUCAGACUACGGUGUUAAUAGUUCAUGACCGAAGAGAUAUCUUUCGACUUUCUAGUUGAUGUUACCGUUGUAAUUCUGUUGGCAGUGAUAGUGAUUUUAUAGUAUACGAGGAAAAACGCCAGGCUUCCAGAUCAUACAAUAAGCAAUGAGGCUUUCCGUCUAA